This is a messenger RNA of Annulohypoxylon maeteangense, 3056 nucleotides long. RefSeq lists its product as uncharacterized. Gene Ontology annotation, cellular component: nucleus. The transcript has 3 exons. Gene Ontology annotation, biological process: regulation of DNA-templated transcription; DNA-templated transcription. Gene Ontology annotation, molecular function: zinc ion binding; DNA-binding transcription factor activity, RNA polymerase II-specific; DNA binding. Bases 545 to 2869 code for a protein of 774 amino acids. The record is from RefSeq and is a predicted model, not a curated record. Lineage: Eukaryota; Fungi; Ascomycota; Sordariomycetes; Xylariales; Hypoxylaceae.
UUUAUCAUUGACCAUUGUCGACUCAUUGCCAGGUGCUUCUUGAUUGAAAAGGAUGGUGGGGUUCCCACUUUCUACAAUACAACCUACUUAGGUACGUUUUACUACAAACAAGUUGUUCUAUAAAAGAACGACAUGGGACAAUAGUACCUCGUAUGGUCUACGCCUGCCAUUGCUUGGGUAAGUAGAAGGAAGGUACAUGAUGAAAAACUAUAUGGAAUAAGACAGCACCUACCAUAUCAGCAAGCAUAACUGCCAUAUCUAGGUCUCUCUAUCAGGUAUCUCCGCGCCGAUCUGUUCUGGCAAAAACAUCCAUACAAAUAAUACCUAUUCGCAUUCCCUUGCCCUACAACCUCCUACGAUAUUGUACGGUACGAUUUCUCACCGCGCAAUUCCCGUGAGAGCCAACCAGCCAGCCAAGAACCAACACAACUAUCUAUUACCCCUCAGCUACCUAUCGGGUCGCAUUAUUUUGUCCUAGUAAAUCUCGAAUUCGAUCUCCAACUUAAACUCAAACUCGAAUCGCUUUAUUUUCUUCGUUAUCACCAUGUCUGCCGCCGAAGUGGAAGUGGCCGAGCACAUCAUCCACAUGGAUGACGAUAAAACGAGCCACGAGACGAACGGCAAAGCGCCACCUCGCAAGCGCAGAAGGAUUGUCAUAAGUUGUACAGAAUGUCACAGGAGGAAGCAAAAGUGCGACCGUAAGAUGCCAUGUACGAAUUGCGUGUCGCGAAAUAAAGAAGCAUCCUGUAGAUACGAAACUGGAACACCGCUUGCAAAGCCCGAUCGUAAAGGAUCCUCUCAGAGCGGCAAUGAGCGAUCGCCCGAGUCAAUCGAAAACCUACCUAUCAAAUCCGCAGAUUUCGGUUACUCCCAUAAUAGCGCCUCUACUCUUGGAAUAUUGCGCAAGAUCGAAGGUGAUGGAGAGAGGUUGCCAGGAAUGCCUAUGGAAACCUUUGACGGGGCUAAUUUUGGCAUGCGCGAGCGAUACAAGACAUUGAUUCGCCAGUUACCGGCAAGAACAUAUGUCGAACAGCUAGCAGACCUCUAUUUCCAGGACAUCAAUUGGCAGUACUUUAGCAUUGACGAGCCUGUCUUUCGAAGACUGAUGGAGCAGUGGUAUAGUAUGCCAUUUAACGUCCUUUCAACAUCUGGUCCUCAAGCCUUAGAUCCUAUGUUGAGGUCCUUCCCCGCCCUCUUGUUCCAGAUGCUAGCUUCGUCUCUUCUCUACCUUCCUGAAGGAACCGAGGAGACGUUUGAGUCGUUGAAAUAUACGAGCAAUAUGACUUUCGAAGACUUGGCAUUCGAUUAUAGUGAAUCCGGCGUUUCCAUAUUAUCGCUCCUAGGCAAGCGUCAGAUGUCUAUCAUAACUGUGUUAUCCGGUUGGGUGAGGGCUGCUUUCCUCAAAUAUACCGGCAUGGUUACUGAGGCUUGGCACCAAGUCGGAACUAGCAUCCGAGACGCACAGGAAAUUGGCCUUCACCGAGACCAGAUGGAUCCACAACCAAGCCCAGAGGAUUCAACGGAGGAGGCUUUAGAAAAGAUGUGGAUGGCACAGAGCCGACGGAGAGUUUGGAUGACUCUUCUCGGCUGGGACUUGCACACUGGUGCUGUCCUCGGUAGACCUACGAGCGUAGAUUUCCGUUUAGUCAGUCGUAGUCUACCGGUCGAUUCGCUCAUCCCCAAGGAUACAAGGAAAUCGCCCAUAAUGCAGCGUGGUGAAAAUGACCCGCCCACGCCGCUGACACGAGCCCUGUGGUCCUGGGAGGUUAUGCGUCCGCUGCGAGAUAUUCUUGACUUGGAGAAAGAAGGGCCGUUUCCAAAGGAUUUCUCGAAAGUCGAAAAAAUACAUCAAGAGUUGCUAGAUCUUCAAGCCAGAACUCCGCCGCCCUUCCGUCUGCAGAACCCAGACACGCGAUUUGAUGAGCUUCCGGAUUGCAGGUGGUUGCCGUUCGUGCGGCCGACCCUACCUCAACUUAUCUCUUUUAACAUCAUGGCUCUCCAUCGCCCGUAUGUUUUCACCCGAGUUACUAGUCGCCACGAGGCCCUCAAAGCAAGUUUAGACAUGCUAGAGGCCCAGAAGACAUAUUUUUCUCUAUUGAAGCCGCAACAACAUAAAACCUUUACUCUCUUCUUUGGAACGUUCGAUGCCGUGAUAAUGAUAGCAUCUAUCUAUAUCUUAUUCCCGAGGGAGCAUGCGGAGCUGUUGGCAACGGUGCGACAACAUUUUGAAUGGGCAAUCGAACGCUUCGAGAAGAUGGCUAACCGGAAUCGGCUCGCACAAGCCGCACUGGGGGUUCUGCAUGCCAUUUAUAUCCGCUUUAAGAAGGCUGUCGGGUAUAGCUGCAAAGCAACCAGCGAAGUAGGUGGCAGCACUACAAGCUGUAGUGGAGCAUCUGGAAGUUGUUCCGAUAUGCAGACUCCUAGUUCUUUGUCAGAGCCUUCCUCUCAGAAUCAAAGUAGUGUAUCGAAUAAUACCGCCCCGUCGACAUUGCCCACGUCGACGGACCGAGGCAGAAGUGUCAGCUCAAGUGCAGGACUGACACCUGCCUCCGGGGUUGAGAAUAACGUGUUUGCGGGUACGGAUUGGUCGUUCCCAACGGAUUUUGAUUUCAGUUCGAUCAUGCCUAUAUAUCCCAUAGGGGAUAUCGCAUAUAACGAAUUAACGGCCGUUCCCGGUGGCGAUAUAACAUCAACGACCUGGCCGGAGACUUUCCCAGGGACGACGGCAGCAGCAGCUAGUAGUAGUGGACUUGCUGCUAGCAUACCUUCCAGCUCUGCAGGGGAAGAACAGCCAGCGCAAUGGCAAUUUGGCGGCGAGUUCGGUAAUGACACGCUUUGGAAUAUAUUAAAUCAAUUUCCUACUUACUGAUUGAGCUGGUCGGCGAUUUAACGUUGGAUGUAUGAACGAUAUACGAGAGACAAAUACCUAGGCAGGAAGCUGAGCAUUCUUUUUUCUAAGUAAAUAAACGAUUCAGGGUGGAAUGUCCCAACUCCUGGUAUUUUUACUCAAAAUGGGGAAAUAGAAUAUUGUGCCAAAGUAAUAGUUGUAAAUGCGU